Salmo salar (Atlantic salmon) is the source of this 1572-nucleotide messenger RNA. It is a transcript of the gene spout1, whose product is annotated as SPOUT domain containing methyltransferase 1. NCBI's taxonomy places the organism in Eukaryota, Metazoa, Chordata, Actinopteri, Salmoniformes, Salmonidae. Gene Ontology annotation, biological process: maintenance of centrosome location; miRNA processing. Gene Ontology annotation, cellular component: kinetochore; spindle pole centrosome; mitotic spindle. The record is from RefSeq and is marked provisional. Gene Ontology annotation, molecular function: miRNA binding.
GGGAAAGAUGACGGACUGCGUUGCAUCGAAAAAGCCUAAGUUAUCCUCUUCUCAGGGCGAGGAGAGAGUAGAUUGGAAGAAAUGGAAAGCGGAACGAAAAGAGAUCAAGAAGCAAGUCAAAGAAUCCAAGCUGAUUCAACAACUUGACAAGCAGAAGCAAGAGGUGGAGGAGAAGACUGAGGCAGCACUGCAGCAGAGUCAGAGGGAAAGCCGAUCAGGACGGUUGUACACAGUGAGCGUGGCCUUGCCUGGUUCUGUCCUGGACAAUGCCCAGUCUACAGAACUCCGCACGUACCUGGCUGGACAGAUAGCCAGAGCCUGCGUCGUGUUCUGUGUCGACGAGAUCAUCGUAUUUGACGAACAAGAUGAGGAUGUCAAGACUGUUGAGGGAGAAUUCAAUGGUGUCGGCAAGAAGGGUCAAGCCUGCAUUCAACUGGCUAGAAUCCUCCAGUUCUUGGAAUGCCCACAGUACCUGCGCAAAUCAUUCUUCCCAAUGCAUAAAGAUUUACAGUAUGCCGGCUUGCUCAACCCUCUGGACAGCCCUCACCACAUGAGGAAGGAUGAUGAGUGUGAGUACCGGGAGGGAGUGGUCCUCGAUCGGCCUAGCAAACCAGGAAAAGGCUCCUUGGUCAACUGUGGGAUGUGGAAGGAGGUGCAGAUAGAUAAGCAGCUACAGUCUGGUCUCAGAGUCACUGUCCACAUGAACAAGAUCCAGAAUAAAGAUGGUAGACUACACAAAGGGGUGGUGGUGGCGCCUCACAAGCCGCGAACAGAGGGAGGUCUGUACUGGGGCUACAGUGUUCGCCUGGCCUCAAGUCUAAGUAAUGUGUUCACUGAGUGUCCACAUAAAGAGGGCUAUGAUCUGACCAUUGGAACAUCUGAGAAAGGCGUAGAUGUUGACACAACUUCUCUUUCUCCAUUCAAGCACAUGUUGGUUGUGUUUGGUGGUCUGCAGGGCUUGGAGGCCAGUGUGGACGCUGAUCAGAACCUGGAGGUGACGGACCCCGGUGUCCUGUUUGACCUGUACCUCAACACCUGCCCCAACCAGGGCAGCAGGACCAUCCGCACAGAGGAGGCCAUCCUGAUCUCCAUGUCCAGCCUGAGGCAGAAAAUCACAGCCGCAUUUCCAGACAAGUCGAACGUUUCAUAACAGGAAGUGGCUACUGACAAACCAUCACUGAGAGGAAGUCUAAAGGAUCUAAAAAAUAAUUCACUUUUUUGGGGAACUGGGUGAAGCUAACUGACCCAGGAGUCGAUGGUUUAAUAUUUAAAUACUUCUGGGAUCGAAUGAAUGGACAUUGCUGGGAUUAUUCUGUGCUGUUUUUUUAUUUAUUCAAGGGUAAGAGAUCACAGCAUAAGUGAAGAAGAACCCAGUGUCUUAGCCAUGAGACCUCAUUCUUGGUGUUUCCUUAUCUACAUCCUCUCUCUUUGGUAGCUUUUUGCUAGUUAAUGCUAAUGCUAGCUUUGCUUUGUUUCUACUAUCCCCUCUGUAUAGGAUUCCAGGUGAAUUAAGUCAUUUAUAUGCAUCAGUUUAUGUAAUUUGUUCUCAAGACGCAUUACAGAACAUACAUG